UCGUUUUUAUUUUGUAUUAAUUAUUAUGCUAAAAAUAUUAAAGAGUAUUUUAAACGAAACUUGAAAUAGAAUAUAACGGAGAAUGACAACAAAAGUGUUUGCACAUAAAUUAAAUACAUGCCGAUAUUAUUUUUUCAUCAUAACAUUAGUGCUGAUACUGACUACAUUUGGAAUAAAUAACUUAGAGACUAAACAUGGUAAAAUACAAGCACCUAGUUACUAUAGCAGCGGUGGAAUAUUCGAAAAUCUCCGACAUGUUGGACUUUUGAAUGAUUCAUACAUGAGGCAAACGCAGGACAAAGAUACACUUAUGUUGGCCAGGAAAGACUUAAUGAAAAGAGUUUGUUCCGCACUGCACGAAAAACCAUUGGUUGAUCCAGCGCUUAUACGUCUUUAUCGCAACGAAUAUCUUCAAAAUUUACUUGUCAAUUUACAGCAGAAACUCUUAUAUUGUUAUCUGCCAAAAGACUCAAAAAUUCAAAUCUGGUUGAACGAUGCGGAACAAGCUGAUGAAAAUAAUAAAGAUAUGGUUGAUGAGAACGACGAUUUGGAAAACAAUAACAACAAAUUCUUCUAUCUGAAAAACGUGAAGGACAACCUAGUUGAAGAAAUAGUGUGGAAUUAUAAAAAGAUUAUAAUAGUGAGACAUCCACUUGUUAGACUACUUUCUACCUAUCUUACUAAAUUUGAUAAUCGAUCUCUUGAAUCAGAACGGCAAAUUUUUUACAGCAAAGUUUUAAAAUUUUAUUCCGAUAAUCCACAAAUCAAAAGAGAAUUUUCAGAAUCUUUAGUCUAUGCAUCCAAGUCCCUUUCAUUUGAGAACUUCCUGACAUACUGGACGGACACCUUUGAUAUAAAGUCGUAUGUCACUGAGCAUUUCGUGCCGUAUUUCUAUCUGUGUAAUCCAUGCGGUGUGCCGUAUGACUUUAUUGCAAAACUCGAAACAUUACAAAGUGAUGUUGAAUUCAUAUUUGAGAAGAAUAGAUUACAAGUCCCGUCAUUUUCAACGGACAGCUUUAAUAUGAGUUUAACUACAGAUGACAUACUUGAGGAAUAUUUCGAAACAAUUCCUGAACCAUUAAUUAAAAAGAUUUGGCAUAUAUUGAAAUAUGACUUUUUAAUGUUCGGAUACAAUUUACCGCACUGGUUUAAACUGAAACUGAAUUCCAGUUGA
This is a messenger RNA of Ruditapes philippinarum (Manila clam), 1174 nucleotides long. RefSeq names its product carbohydrate sulfotransferase 14-like. Gene Ontology annotation, cellular component: membrane. Lineage: Eukaryota; Metazoa; Mollusca; Bivalvia; Venerida; Veneridae. The transcript is spliced from 3 exons. The record is from RefSeq and is a predicted model, not a curated record. Gene Ontology annotation, biological process: carbohydrate biosynthetic process. The coding region runs from base 83 to 1174 and encodes 363 amino acids. Gene Ontology annotation, molecular function: sulfotransferase activity.